AUGCUAAAGAUCAAACGAAUAUUAAUAAUAAGGAAAAUCAAAAAUCCAAAAAAAAUUCAGAUUCCAGAGAAAAUUAAACAAGAACCUGAAGAAUUUGUCGAGAUAUUGAUGGAGAAGACUGAGAAAUUUACGGGUAUAGAGGAAGAAGAGAAUGGUAAAAUGCUUUCUUCAGAAAUUGGAAAUAUUACUCAUUCGGUGAUAGAUUCCUGA
This is a messenger RNA of Ambispora leptoticha, 210 nucleotides long. The record is from the annotation of a GenBank genome assembly. Lineage: Eukaryota; Fungi; Glomeromycota; Glomeromycetes; Archaeosporales; Ambisporaceae.